CGGCAGAAGGAGCGAAGCUCUGGCCCGGCGCGGAGUGGGCGCUCUACGGGGACGCUGGGCCGGGGCACCGGGCUGUGUGGAGAAGUGAGCGCGCUCGCCUGACCCCCGUCCCCGCCACCCCGAGCCAGAAGCCGCGAGCUCCUGAGGCCCGCCCGAGGCCUGCGUCCUCCGUCCGGCGGCGGCGGCGGCGACGUCUUGCAUUCGGCCGACUCGCCGCGCCCGCGCCCCCGCCCUGCCGCCCCUGCUGCCCUCCCGGCCGCCGGUCUGUGGUGGACGCAGCCCCGCAGCAGCCCGACCAGAGCGCCGAAGGUGAAGGAUAAUCUUCUAAAACCAGCACUUUGAAUGAAAAUUUGUUUCUCUGCCACACAUUGAACGCCUUUUUUUUUGUUUUUGUGGGAGAGUUGAAACAAACCUAAUUUUGUGGCAUAGCAGCUAUGCAGCUUGAAAUCCAAGUAGCACUCAAUUUUAUUAUUUCAUAUUUGUACAAUAAGCUUCCCAGGAGACGUGUCAACAUUUUCGGUGAAGAGCUCGAGAGACUUCUUAAGAAGAAAUAUGAAGGGCACUGGUAUCCUGAAAAGCCAUACAGAGGAUCAGGGUUUAGAUGUAUACACAUAGGGGAGAAAGUGGACCCAGUGAUUGAACAGGCGUCCAAAGAGAGUGGUCUGGACAUUGACGAUGUGCGUGGCAAUCUGCCACAGGACCUUAGUGUUUGGAUCGACCCGUUUGAGGUUUCCUACCAAAUUGGUGAAAAGGGACCCGUGAAGGUACUUUAUGUGGAUGAUAAUAAUGAAAACGGAUGUGAGUUGGAUAAGGAGAUCAAAAACAGCUUUAACCCAGAGGCCCAGGUUUUUAUGCCCAUAAGUGACCCCGCCUCGUCGGUGUCCAGCUCCCCAUCGCCUCCCUUUGGUCACUCUGCUGCUGUAAGCCCUACCUUCAUGCCCCGGUCCACUCAGCCUUUAACCUUUACCACUGCCACUUUUGCUGCCACCAAGUUCGGCUCUACCAAAAUGAAGAAUAGUGGUCGAAGCAACAAGGUUGCACGCACUUCUCCUAUCAACCUCGGCUUGAAUGUGAAUGACCUCCUGAAGCAGAAAGCCAUCUCUUCCUCAGUGCACUCUCUGUACGGGCUGGGCCUGGGCAGCCAGCAGCAGCCGCAGCAGCCACAGCAGCCGGCCCAGCCGCCACCGCCGCCGCCGCCGCCGCCGCAGCAGCAGCAGCACAAAACCUCUGCGCUUUCUCCUAAUGCCAAGGAAUUUAUUUUUCCUAAUAUGCAGGGUCAAAGUAGUAGUACCAAUGGAAUGUUCCCAGGUGACAACCCCCUUAACCUCAGCCCUCUCCAGUACAGCAAUGCCUUUGAUGUGUUUGCGGCCUAUGGAGGCCUCAACGAGAAGUCUUUUGUAGAUGGCUUGAAUUUUAGCUUAAAUAACAUGCAGUAUUCUAACCAGCAAUUCCAGCCUGUUAUGGCUAACUAAAAAAAAAAAAAGGAAGAAAGAAAAAAAAAUGUAUCGUACAAAUUAAAAUGCUCGGGCCCAAGGGGGGUUUUUUUUCACCUCCUUGAGAUUUUUUUUUUUAAGCUUAUAGUAAGGAUACAUUCAAGCUUGGUUACAAAAAUAAAACAUGCAUCAUUUUUCAUUUGCCAACCAAGCACAAAGUUAUUUUAUACUGACUGUAUAUUUUAAAGUAUACUCUCAGAUAUGGCCUCUUACAGUAUUUAAGAUAUAGCAAGGACAUGGCUGAUUUUUUUUUUAUAAAAAAUUGGCACUAAUAAGUGGGUUUAUUGGUCUUUUCUAAUUGUAUAAUUUAAUUUAGUACAAAGUUUGUAAAAUAUCAGAGGAUAUAUAUAUUGUUUCUACGACAUGGUAUUGCAUUUAUAUCUUUUUACUACAGUGAUCUGUGACAGCAGCAGCUUCAUGUUGUAUUUUUUUUACUGAAAUUGUAAAAUAUCCAUCUUAAAGACAUCAACUAUUCUAAAAAUUGUGUACAGGAUAUUCCUUUAGUGGUGGAAUUAAAAUGUACGAAUAUUUGCUUUUUCAAAAAAAUGUAUUUUCUGUUAAAGGUUUAAAGAUUUUUGCUAUAUAUUAUGGAAGAAAAUGUAAUCGUAAAUAUUAAUUUUGUACCUAUAUUGUGCAAUACUUGAAAAAAACGGUAUAAAAGUA
This is a messenger RNA of Lepus europaeus (European hare), 2156 nucleotides long. RefSeq names its product transducer of ERBB2, 1 (gene TOB1). Gene Ontology annotation, biological process: regulation of gene expression. The record is from RefSeq and is a predicted model, not a curated record. Bases 435 to 1472 code for a protein of 345 amino acids. Gene Ontology annotation, cellular component: cytoplasm; nucleus. The transcript is spliced from 2 exons. Lineage: Eukaryota; Metazoa; Chordata; Mammalia; Lagomorpha; Leporidae. Gene Ontology annotation, molecular function: transcription corepressor activity.